ACUAACAAGUCAAAUUUGGUUUUAGCUACCAACUUUUUCUUUUUUUGCUUAUUUGGAUAUUUUAUUAAAAUUUUGAUUUCACUUUGAACAAAAAAAAAGUUUUUAAUUUCGAAUUAUCUUCCUACUUUCUUGGAAAAUACACACGAACCUAAUUAUUUUUUUUAAUUUUGAGCUUUCUAAAGCCACUUGUAGAAAAACAUGAGGCAAUUGAAUAAAAAACAAAGCAAUAAUAGCAAAAGAUGCAAGUCCAUGACCAUUAUUAUGUCACAAAAAGUAGAAAAAAUCGAUAUUGUGUUUACCUUAUUCAAUUCAAUUGAUUUUCAUAUUUUUGUUUUGCUGUGAUUAGAGAGUGCCUUAAGAAAUCAAGGAGAAAAUUAAAAAUAUUUAAAAAAUUGGAAAAAAGUUUUCUGUGUUUUUUGUGUUUGAAUUACAAAAAAAAAUUAAAAGAGAUUUAAUCGUUAAUCUUGCCGGGGCAAUUAAGUAGAAUUGAAGAUUCCUAAACUUUAAGAUUAUCCAGGAAAAAGGAAAAUCGUGCAUUAUGGACGAUUCUAAUAAUAAAAGAAUAAUUCGUUUGGAUAAGGAAAAUAAGCGCUCAUUCGGAAUAUGCAUCGUCAAAGGAGAACAAAACAGGCAAAGUGGAAUUUUUAUCAAAGACAUCGUGCCACAAAGUCCAGCUUAUAUGUGUGGUAAAUUGAAGGUUGGUGACCAAAUACUAUCAUUAAAUGACAGAGACAUCCGAAAUGCUACUGAACAAAUAGUCAUCGAGUUGAUCAAAAAUGCUGGAAAAGUAAUUAAUCUUGAAAUUAGACCAAAUGAUUCAAUUAAGGAAAUUUAUAAACCAAGUGCACUUAAAAGACAACCCACACAAACUAAAGCUGAAGAGCAGAAUGGAAUGAACAACAACAACAACAAUAACAACAACGAUUCUAAUGUACAAGAAGACAACAUAUCGGAUAAAUUUGAUCCAUCAUUUUACGAUGAUGAAGACGAAAAUAUGAAUCUUACUGGUCGUAUGUUGAGUUCAUCUGGAUAUGAGAUUGACAGAGCUUCAGCAGCUAAUGCAAACUUAAGUGAGACCGAAAAAGCUGCUAGUAACGAGAAGGAAGAUGUAUUCGGUUACACGAAUUUUAAAAUUAAAAAACGUUACGGAAAACUCGGAAAAAUUGUAAAAGCUACAUUCGAAAGACAAGAUAAUGAAGAUAUUGGUUUAGCAUUUGCUGGUCAUAAAGAUCGACAAAAAAUGGCUUGCUUUAUAGCUGGUAUUAAUCCUGUGGGACCAUGUAAGAAGGCUGACUUACAAGUAGGUGAUGAAGUUUUGGAAAUGAACGGUAACGUCCUAAAGGACAGAUGUCAUUUAAAUGUAUCUUGUGUAUACAAAACCAUUCCUGGAAAUACUAUUACAUUUAUUGUUCUAAGACGAAGCAAUUAUUCUAGUGUAAUGUCAGUCAAACCAGUUACUAAAUUCUCAGAGGCAGUCGAUGAGACAAAAUGGUUAUUUACUGCAUACAAAAAUGUCAGAAAAGUACAAAUACGAAAAACCGGCGUCUGCAUAGGAAUUAUGGUAAUUGCAGGAAAACAUGUUGAAGUAGGAAACGGUAUUUUCAUAUCUGAUCUACAAGAAGGCUCCGUCGCUCAAGAAGCUGGUUUAAAAGUUGGUGAAAUGAUACUUGCUAUAAACAAGGAUAUUCUUGUUGAGACCAGCUACGAUACAGCUGUUGGAAUUAUUAAACGUUCUAAAGGUGUUAUUAACUUUGUUAUUGCCAAUUUAAAGAGCGAAGAACAGCUUAAGAAAGAAAAGGAAGCAGAAGAAAAAAAGAAAAUAGAACAAGAAAAAAAAGAAAAGAUUAAAGCAGAACCUGAAAAACCAAAAGAUCCACUAACAUGCGAAAUUUUCUCAAAUACAAAAACUGGAAUUGAAAUCAAAACCGAAAAGAAACCUUUGGGAGUUAUCGUUGUGGGAGGAAAAAAUAAUUAUGUUACGACUGGAGUGGUUAUAACACAUAUAUAUCCAGAUGGAAUGUUUGCUAAAGAUAACCGACUUGAAAUAUUUGAUCAAAUUUUAGAAAUAAACGGUAUUAAUCUGAAUUUUGAACAACUUAGACCUGGUGGCUACAAUUCAACAUUAAAAGUUCACCAGCAUUUUAAUUUACCUUAUGAGAAGGUAAAUAUGCAAGUUUAUAGAGCUAGUCCUAUUGAAACUGAAACAAUAACUGUUGAAGUUGCUAAGAAACCUGGUAAAGAUUUUGGUAUUUCUUUGGCUUACAAUGUUAGAGGAGCCGUUAUAACUGAUAUGUAUCCCGGGGGUUAUCCAGAAAUCGAUACUAAAUUACAGCGAGGUGAUAUUAUAAAUAAAAUUAAUGAUACUGAAUUAGAGAACACAUCAUUGGAAGUAUGUUAUUCUCUAUUAAAAGCAGCUACUGGAAAAGUUACUCUACAAGUAGUACGUCCAAAACCAAAUGAAAGGAAAUAAAACAAUUAAAAAAGAUAUU
Molecule: messenger RNA, 2489 nt
Organism: Condylostylus longicornis
Lineage: Eukaryota; Metazoa; Arthropoda; Insecta; Diptera; Dolichopodidae
Gene: inaD
Product: inactivation-no-after-potential D protein
Exons: 15
Coding region: 539-2470 (643 amino acids)
Molecular function (GO): protein binding
Source: RefSeq, a predicted model, not a curated record